CCCUCCCACCUCGCCAUGCUGGUGUGGUGGCCGCCCCACACCUCCACCUCGACCUCGCCUCGAUCCGCUCCUCCCUCCACCACCCGCGGCGCCAUGACCCCGUAGCCUACGGUGCUACGUAGCAGCAAAGAACCAUGGGCCGGUCAAGAGGCAAGGAUGGCGGGAGGUCGUUCCCGUCGCCGGCGUCGUCCUCGGCGUCGUCGUCGGAGUUCGAGUUCACGGUGACGCUGUCGCCGGCGUCGAAGCAGCGGUCGGCGGCGCAGCUGUGCCCGGCGGACGAGCUGUUCUACAAGGGGCAGCUCCUGCCGCUGCAGCUGUCGCCGCGCAUCUCCAUGGUGCGCACGCUGCUGCUGUCGUCGGCGUCGACCUCCUCCGCCUCCGCCUCCGACUCCACCUCCAACUCCUCCUCCCGUGACUCCAACGGCAGCACGUCUUCGUCCUUCUCCGCCGACUGCGCCGCGCUGCUGCUCCCGGACUCCGCCGCCUCCUCCUCCCGGCCCAGCUCCGCCACCGAGGACGACCGACACCUCAACCCGCCGCCCCCGGGGGUGGCAGCCUCGUUCGCCGCGGGCCUUCCCCCGGCCAAGCGCACCGGCAAGCAGUACCUCUCGUCGUUCGCCACCCGCUUCUCCUCCGUCUUCCACCGCGGCGGCGCUCCUGCCGCUGCCGCCGCCGCCAAGAAGCCGUCCAAGUCGCUCGCCAAGGAGGUGAUCAAGAAGUACGCCAAGAAGGUUAAGCCGCUGUAUGAGAAGCUCUCUCAGAUCCCCAAGAACCAGAACAACAGCAACGGCGCCGGCGCCGGCAACGGCCAGCCACAGCCGCCGGCGCAGCAGCAGCAGCAGGGGUUGAAGAAGCCAUUCAGCUUCUCGAUGCGCAAGAAGCGCGGCGACGACGACCACGCCGCCGCGGCCGCGGCGGCCGUAGCUGCGGAGGCGGGCGCCAAGUACGCACACUCCAACUCGUUCUCCGGGAACCUCCGGUUCCCGCGCCAGAAGCGGUGCGCGGCGAGCUGCCCCUCCUCGAUGCGCUCUUCGCCGAGCCACUCCGGCCUGCUCUCCUUCGGCGGCGCGGGCGGCGUCGGUUUCCCCGACGUGCCGGCCGCCGCGGCGGCGGCGAUGUCGGGCGGCAUUAGCGUGGGUCCCGUCUCAUUGUCCACGGCGUCGUCGAUGGAGGAGCUGCAGAGCGCCAUCGAGGGCGCCAUCGCGCACUGCAAGAGCACAAUGGGCGGCAGCGCGGUGUCCAUGUGCCCACGCAAGGCGACGGCGGCGGCGGCGGCCGCCGACGAGAUCUGCGCGUUCUGAGCGCGCGAACGCCACUUAGGAUUCGGGCGGGGACGAGCCAAGUAAGGCUGUUUAAUCGGUAGCAUUAUCUGUUAAUUUCAUGUGUUUUGUUAAUUAAUUUUAUGUCAUGGUAUAAGACUAUUAAGUAUGAUGAUGGUGGUAAAUAAGGGUAGUUUGAAGGGGUAAAAUGGUAUUUUGGAGCCUUUGGAAUUUUGGUAUCUCCUUUUCCCAAAAUUUGGAAUUUGCGUCGGCGCCCUCCAAAUAUUGCUUCCCAUUGCAUCAACAAAGGACAAAAAUUUAAGAAAUGCCAUGCCAUUAUGAGGCCAAUUAGCUUAAUGAACUAGUCAUUGGGUCAUAAGGACAGAUGACUUGAGUUGGAUAUUAAUUUCCAAAUGUCUUCUGUUUUGGAACUGCUAGGGUUUGAUAUGCAUGGCAACUUUUGCUAGAUAAACAACAAUUAGAACCUGCCUUUGAAAGGUUAUCUGGAUGGAACAUGCAUUUUUCCAAUUUGAAAUUUGCCAAUUAGGAUCCAUGAAAGUAGCUGGUCGAUCUAGUGAGUGUCCCUACAGGCUUUUGGAGCACAAAGCUGCCAACUUUUCAUGAUGGAGGGUGUUGAUGCAGAUUCCAUUGCCUGGAAAAGGGAUUUGCAAAGUUCCUUGAAGUUAAUUAGAUGGGUUUUGGACUCUGAUGUGGCAGCCUGAGCUAGUGCUGUCAUUUUCUUUUUGUUGUGAUUUUUGUCUCAACUGUCAAGACAAGUGUUUAUUAAGCUAAUUCUAAUAGUAGUUUGGCUUUUGUACUUUCA
Molecule: messenger RNA, 2082 nt
Organism: Oryza brachyantha (malo sina)
Lineage: Eukaryota; Viridiplantae; Streptophyta; Magnoliopsida; Poales; Poaceae
Product: probable membrane-associated kinase regulator 1
Exons: 1
Coding region: 135-1301 (388 amino acids)
Cellular component (GO): plasma membrane
Molecular function (GO): kinase inhibitor activity
Source: RefSeq, a predicted model, not a curated record